Musca domestica (house fly) is the source of this 991-nucleotide messenger RNA. RefSeq names its product elongation of very long chain fatty acids protein 7. The record is from RefSeq and is a predicted model, not a curated record. The transcript has 5 exons. Lineage: Eukaryota; Metazoa; Arthropoda; Insecta; Diptera; Muscidae. Gene Ontology annotation, molecular function: fatty acid elongase activity. Bases 173 to 988 code for a protein of 271 amino acids. Gene Ontology annotation, cellular component: endoplasmic reticulum membrane. Gene Ontology annotation, biological process: fatty acid elongation, saturated fatty acid; fatty acid elongation, polyunsaturated fatty acid; very long-chain fatty acid biosynthetic process.
AGUUCUGGGUCUCUAUUAACAAGUUCAUUACACUGCACCAAGUCGUUCAGUCGAAUUGAAGGCGCUAAACGGAACAGAAGUUGUUGCAUUGCUCUUAAAAUUCGUCCAUAGCUUAAGUGUAUUAAAUUCUGCCGUUUUUAAUUUCCUUGUAUUUUACAAAAAACCCGCAAAAAUGUUGCUAUUAAAAAUAUUUUACCGUGAAUUCAAAUCUCACUGGAACAUGAUUGGAACUGAUGUUCGUAUGCGCCACCUGCCCUUUGUCAACAGUUACCUGAAUAUAGUAUUACUUAUGGCAUCAUAUGUCAUAUUUUCUGUAAAAAUUGGUCCAGCCCUGAUGGCCAAUCGGAAGCCAUUCAAUAUCAAACGGUUAAUCCAAAUCUAUAAUUUUUUCCAAAUUCUUGUGAACACCUAUGUUUUUAUUGGGUUCAUGAGACAUUAUCUACCCCAUCCCGCAUACGAUUGGUUCUGCAUGAGAGUGGAAAGAAAUGACAUUUCAAAGGAAACUAUGGACCUUAUGCAUAUAACGCAUAUAUGCUACUUGACCAAAAUAUUUGAUACCUUAGACACAAUAUUUUUCGUUUUGCGAAAGAAAAAUAAGCAAAUAACCUUCCUACAUGUUUAUCAUCAUACUUCGAUGAUAUGGGCCAGUUUUCUGUACCACAAUCUCUUCUUUGGCAGUGUCUACACCGAUAUUGGCCAUCUGAAUUCCUUUGUCCACGCCCUGAUGUACACCUAUUAUCUGCUGUCAUCGAUGGAAUCAAAAAUCAAAUUGGACUCAUGGAAACCUCGCCUAACCGAAAUACAAAUUAUCCAAUUCUUUUACUACACCAUUAAGUUUGGUUCGUCGCUGUGCAACAACACGUGCGGCAUGUCGUAUGGAUGGAUGUGUGCACUGGUGACACAAAACUUAUUUAUGACAGCAAUGUUUUGUAAUUUCUACUAUAAGACAUACAUUGUUAAAGCUCGGAAAAUAAAAAAAGUUGAUUAGCAA